AUGCAGUGCCCGGAUAGUAUUUCUCUGCCUUACUAUAAGCUCAUGGAUGCCGUACGAAUAAAAGACGGUGUCGAAGUGGUGAUCAAGAGAGUAACGCUGGAAGAAGACAAUGUGCCACUUCUACAAUACUUGAAUUCUCCGGAAAUGCUCAAGGAUCCACGAAAUAACGCUGUGCGCCUACUAGAAGUAAUUACAGUUCCUCAUACAAGCGAUAUCUUUCCACGACCUUCGGUGCUCCUUGUGAUGCCAAAGCUUUUCCCUUUAAGUACUUCGCAUCUUCCAUUUCGACACGUCAGGGAAGUUCUCGAUGCUCUGGAACAAAUUAUGGAGGGUAUUAUCUUUCUGCAUGAGCAUAGGAUUGCCCAUCGCGACGCUUGCACUCACAACUUCAUGAUGGACCCGACAGAUGUCAUUCCCAGCGGGUUUCACUUCUCAUACCACUGGCACCAACCUGACGGCAUAACUCGUAUUCACUUUAGGGACCGAUGUUUAGUUCCACGGGUCAAGUACUACUUGAUUGACUUUGAAACAGCUGAAAUUUUCCCCCCAAACUCCCUUACCAUCGGUAGAUAUGGGCAGGUGAAAGACGUCCCAGAGAUGUCCGAAACAGUGCCGUACGAUCCCUUCAAAUUGGAUGUAUACCAGGUUGGAUCGCUAGUCAAGACGCUCAUCGAGGUAAUUCUAGUUACUGUUUUGAGGGACGAAUCUCAUUUGCAACAGUUAUAUGAAGGACUCGACUUUCUGGAACCCCUCAGAGACAUCAUGAGAUGCCCUAACCCUGAACUCCGACCAACCGCUGCCCAAUCUUUGGAAAAAUUGCGUGACAUUGUGUCUCAAUUAGAUCAAACAUAUCUCGCUCAUGAGAUUUGGUAUAAAGAAAGUACACCUAGCUAUCGGAAAUAUCAAACGGUAUCCCCUGAUGAAAAGUUCAAUAAGUGGAAGAAAAUCCAGUUCAUUUGUGGGGGCAAGGGGUCAACAACACCUGAUACUAUUCACUGA
Molecule: messenger RNA, 999 nt
Organism: Psilocybe cubensis
Lineage: Eukaryota; Fungi; Basidiomycota; Agaricomycetes; Agaricales; Agrocybaceae
Exons: 4
Coding region: 1-999 (332 amino acids)
Biological process (GO): protein phosphorylation; intracellular signal transduction
Cellular component (GO): cytoplasm
Molecular function (GO): ATP binding; protein serine/threonine kinase activity
Source: RefSeq, a predicted model, not a curated record